Molecule: messenger RNA, 700 nt
Organism: Biomphalaria glabrata
Lineage: Eukaryota; Metazoa; Mollusca; Gastropoda; Planorbidae
Exons: 4
Coding region: 62-523 (153 amino acids)
Source: RefSeq, a predicted model, not a curated record
CUCCGAAGGAGAAUUCCCGAAACAAAUUCAAAUUUUUAUUUUCGUCUGCGGCUCUCAAGGAAUGGACAAGCAGAUGGGUCACGUGACGUGGAUUGACGCAGUGGCCAGGGCUAAUGAUGAAACAUCGUCCAGUGACAGGAGCAAAAGGACUGUUAAAUUGCUGCCAAAAUUAAAGGUCAGUCCCUGCCCCAUAUUCAGGCGCAACAACUUACUGGAAAACCUUACGUUCCACCAAAUAGAGCUUCGUCAAAGAGCAGAAGCGCGCAGUGAUACAAUCUUGUCUACUUCCUGUCAUGGCAUUAGCACAAGGCACAGAACUACACCAGUCAACAGAGACCCGAAUCUUGACAGGAGAUUGCAGUUGGAGCAAGAAGCUGAGUUUUUAACUCGUGUCCACCUUGGCAUGGCACAGAAGUACGCCCUCCCGUCAUUGCCUAAGGAGCCAAUGUCCGACUUCGUCUCGUCCUGGGUCUCACAGGGAGCAAGCUUCCACUGGUCAGAGCAACACAAGCACUCCACGUGAGCAUCAAAAGGUCAUCAGUAAGAUAGUCCAUAAUUUGCAACACCAUAACAUCGUGGUCUUAUCAAGAAAAAAAAAUAAUGCUCCUAGUUUACUCAUCUCAGAAAACAAGGCUUAAAGAAAUGUGCGUGUUUUCUACCAAUGCAUGUAAUCGAGAGAAAAAAAAAUCAUCAUAAAUAA